This is a messenger RNA of Rosa rugosa (rugosa rose), 1235 nucleotides long. RefSeq names its product protein MICROTUBULE BINDING PROTEIN 2C. The transcript is spliced from 5 exons. Gene Ontology annotation, molecular function: microtubule binding. Lineage: Eukaryota; Viridiplantae; Streptophyta; Magnoliopsida; Rosales; Rosaceae. The coding region runs from base 116 to 1081 and encodes 321 amino acids. The record is from RefSeq and is a predicted model, not a curated record. Gene Ontology annotation, biological process: plasmodesmata-mediated intercellular transport.
GAAAUGAAGCGGUUUUGAAAAAAAGUCACAGUCACACACUCCUCUCCGAUUCUCUUCUCCCCGCCCCACUUAUCUUGAAUUUCAAGCUAUACUCUAUUACUAGGCAACAAAGACGAUGCAGCAUUUCCUGGAUUUGCAGGACAACCCGACCCAUUUCGCUGACCCGAAAUGGGAAUCCAACUCGUCUCCGACUCACCACCACCACCUGACUCAGUCCUCCUCCGCCGCCAACGCCAACCUCGAUCGCGUCCUCUUCCAAGACCUCGUCGAGAUCGUCCCUCUCGUCCAGUCCCUCAUCGAUCGGAAAGCCAGCAGCUCAUUCACGCGCCGCGGUUCGGUCACCUACACCAAGACGCCUUCCAGAGACUCCUUAUCCAAAAAAGUGCCGAACAGGAAUGGGGCUCAAUCCAUGCCGGCAAGAAAGAAGAGGGAGAGUGCUAGCAAUAACCCGGAUGCUGACAGCGUUUUAAGUUUUUCCUCAAGGGCUUCGGCGGCAGAAAAGGAGGACGAAGAGUUGGAUGCGUUAAGGGUUCAGUUGGAGGAUCUGCAGAGGAAAUUGUUGGAGAAAGAUGAACUUUUGAAGUCGUCGGAGAUCUCAAAGAACGAAGUGAGUGCUGUUCAAGCAAAACUUGAGGACCUGAAGCGCCAAGCUGCGCAAAAGGAUUCUGUAAUCAAGGCAUCUCAGCUACAACUAUCUGAUGCAAAGAUCAAGCUUGCAGAUAAGCAAGCUGCUUUGGAAAAGUUACAGUGGGAAGCUAUGACAUCAAACAAGAGUGCAGAGAAGCUCCAAGGAGAGCUAGACUCUUUGCGAGGAGACAUUUCCACAAUUAUGAUCCUAUUCGAAGGCUUGGUGAAAACUGAUUCUACUGCAUCCGCUGAAGAUUAUGAUAUUUCACCUUGUACUGUGGAUCAUCUCCCAUAUAUUGACGAUUGGGAUGAGACGCAGAUGCAGAGAAUGGAAGCUGCUAGAAAAGCUUACGAAGCUGCUGUUGUUGCUGCAAAAGAAAGGCAAGAUGAAGAAUCUAUUGCUGCUGCAGCCAAAGCAAGGUUACAUCUUCAAUCGUUUGUUUUGAAAACCUGAAGUUCUGCUGGGGAAUUCAAAAGCUCCUAUUGAAAGCGCUUGUAUGUUAGCUCCACUUUGUUUUCAAAAUUAAGAGUUGUACUGGCUUUACACUUGUUUGUUAGCAAUAUGUUAUUUAUAUUCGACAUAGUAGAGUUUGAAUUCCUGUUGAUGA